Messenger RNA from Myotis lucifugus (little brown bat), 2186 nucleotides. RefSeq names its product trace amine-associated receptor 1. NCBI's taxonomy places the organism in Eukaryota, Metazoa, Chordata, Mammalia, Chiroptera, Vespertilionidae. The record is from RefSeq and is a predicted model, not a curated record. Gene Ontology annotation, biological process: G protein-coupled receptor signaling pathway. The transcript has a single exon. Gene Ontology annotation, molecular function: trace-amine receptor activity. Bases 603 to 1619 code for a protein of 338 amino acids. Gene Ontology annotation, cellular component: membrane.
AUAUUUCUUUCCACUAUAAUCAAUUAUAAAAUAAAAUAAAAAUUUUAAAUGUGAUCAAAUGCAAAAACAGGCAUUAGUGGAUAUUACUUCUGUAUAAGAGACACAUUUAAAAUAUUUCACUUUUCUUUUUUUUACUAAGGCAUUUCAAUUGUAAGCGUUUGGGCAAUUUGUAUCUACCUUUUAGAAUAUGAGCUUCCCUUACAAAACUCCCAUAGAUUAAAGCAUAUGAAAAAUUCAUCAUUUGGUCUCUGACUUAUAAAAGUGGCAGUUUUAUAUAUUUCAACCUAAUAAUUCACCUUUUCAUUUCUAGCACAGUAUCUGACAUCCAGUAGAUGUUAAAAAUUAUUAAACUCAACUAUUGAACAAAAUUUAGAAAUAAAGGCUCUUUCCAAAUAAUUAUUUUUCAGCAAGAAGUAAUAGGUAAACGUGUUAGAAGUAAGAAAAAUCAAAUUACCAAUGAUUCACUCUCUUUUUUUUCCCCCUCCAGGUUUUUGGGAUAGAUAUAUGGGAAUAAAAGAUGGAACUGUAACCUGACUGUGGAUUUCUAAGGAAGAUUCAACACACAGAGGAAAAAAUAAACUAGUGGAUAGCCUUCAGGAACGAUGUCCUUUUGCCAUAAUGUAGUUAAUAUUUCCUGUGUGAACAGCAGCUGGUCAAAUGAUGUCCGUGCUUCCCUAUAUAGUUUAAUGGUGCUCAUCAUUCUGACCACAGUGGCUGGCAAUCUGAUAGUUAUUAUUUCCAUCUCACACUUCAAGCAACUGCAUACCCCAACUAAUUGGCUCAUUCAUUCCAUGGCCACGGUGGACUUCCUGCUGGGGUGCUUGGUCAUGCCUUACAGCAUGGUGAGGUCUGUUGAGCACUGCUGGCCUUUUGGAGAAGUCUUCUGUAAGAUUCACACCAGCACCGAUAUCAUGCUCAGCUCAGCAUCCAUUUUCCACUUGUCCUUCAUUUCCAUUGACCGAUACUAUGCUGUGUGUGACCCGUUGAGAUACAAAGCCAAGAUCAGCAUCUUGGUUAUUUUUGUGAUGAUCUUCAUCAGCUGGAGCAUCCCUGCUCUUUUCGCGUUUGGAAUGAUCUUUCUGGGGCUGAACUUCAAAGGCGCUGAGCAGAUGUAUUACAAACACGCUCAUGGUUCAGGGAGCUGUUCUGUCUUCUUUAGCAAGACACCCGGGGUCCUGGCCUUUAUGACUUCUUUCUAUAUACCUGGAUCUAUUAUGUUGUAUGUCUAUUAUAGAAUAUAUUUCAUAGCUAAAGGGCAGGCAAGAUCGAUUAACAAUGCAAGUCAGCAGCUUCAAAUUGGAUUGGAAGAGAAAAACGGAAUUUCACGGAACAAAGAACGAAAAGCUGCAAAGACUUUAGGGAUUGUGAUGGGGGUUUUCCUCAUAUGCUGGUGUCCUUUCUUUGUCUGCACAGUCAUGGACCCUUUCCUGGACUAUACUAUCCCACCCCCCUUGAAUGAUGCAUUGAUUUGGUUUGGCUACUUGAACUCUACUUUUAAUCCAAUGAUUUAUGCAUUUUUCUAUCCCUGGUUCAGAAGAGCGUUGAAGAUGAUUCUAUUUGGUAAAAUUUUCCAAAAAGAUUCAUCUAGGUGUCAAUUAUUUUUAGAAUCAAAUCCAUAGAAUUACAAUACCUUACUGUUUUGCAAAACAGCUGGUGGUGAUAUUUAUGAACACAGCGUAAUCAACUACAUGCAUCAACUGCGUGGUCUUUAAGUCAGUUACUUGAUUUAAAGAAUGUAUAAUGAGACAGGAUGAUUAUAUCUUGCUUCCUACUUGGGAUGUAGUACAUAUGAUCUUUGCCAUUCUUACCAUACAUAUGAAGCUUUGCAAGUCCAGAAUGUAAGGUACUACAUUUAAAAAAACUUUUCCUGUUUUUUUCAGGUACCACCAUGGAUUUGAAAGUGGUCCUCUACUCAGAUAUUCAGUGGUAGAAACCAUAGGCUGCAUUGGAAAUGCAAAUUAGAGUACUUUGUCAUAUAUUUGCUUGAAUAUGUAUGGUUGUGUUGUUAUUAUUGUUGUUUUUGGUAAAAUUACACAUAAAUGUUAUCUUUAAAUAAUUAUUUAUAUAGCUUUGCUUGUUAUAUGUACUUUGUUGUUGUUUUUUGGUAAAAUUAAUUAAUUUUAGCUGAUUUGUAAUCAGCUAAAAUUACACAUAAAUGUUAUUUAUUAAAUAAUUAUUUAUAUAUA